Myiozetetes cayanensis is the source of this 8812-nucleotide messenger RNA. It is a transcript of the gene TUBD1, whose product is annotated as tubulin delta 1. Bases 191 to 1483 code for a protein of 430 amino acids. The transcript has 9 exons. NCBI's taxonomy places the organism in Eukaryota, Metazoa, Chordata, Aves, Passeriformes, Tyrannidae. The record is from RefSeq and is a predicted model, not a curated record. Gene Ontology annotation, molecular function: GTP binding; structural constituent of cytoskeleton. Gene Ontology annotation, biological process: mitotic cell cycle; microtubule cytoskeleton organization. Gene Ontology annotation, cellular component: cytoplasm; microtubule.
CGGGGGGGACGGGCGGUGUCGCACAGGUGGGACACGAGCCUUUCCCGAGGAGGAGAAUUCACGUGUUUGUUUAUUCUCGGUCUCGCAGCAGCGCUGGAAUCACGCCCCGCGAGCCAAAUUAGCACAAACCUGCCGGCAGAAGGCGGCACAGGCACCGGCAGCAUCCAGGGAAUGCUGGCUUGAAUCGAGGAUGUCAAUUGUCACUGUCCAGCUGGGGCAGUGUGGGAACCAGAUUGGCCACGAGGUGUUCCAGUCCCUGUGCAGUGACAUCCACGGCACUCACGGGCUGUGCUCCAGGGAGGAGAACCAAUCCUACCAGGAUGCCUGCAAGGAGAGGUUUUUCUGGGAGGAGGAGGGAUCUGGAGUGCCUGUGGCCCGAGCUGUGCUGGUGGACAUGGAGCCCAAAGUCAUCAGCCAAACCUUAUCCAUGGCUGCCAGGUCUGGCUGCUGGAAAUACAACCACCAGUCCCACUUCUGCCAGAAGCAAGGCUCUGGGAACAACUGGGCCAACGGGUACUCUGUGCACGGGCCCAGGCACAAGGAAUCAAUAAUGGAGCUGGUGCAGAAGGAAGCAGAGAGGUGUGACCGCCUGGGAGGAUUUGUCACCACCAUGAGCAUGGCUGGGGGGACGGGCUCAGGCCUGGGAGCCUUUGUGACCCAGUGCUUGAGAGAUGCUUUUCCAGCCUCCUUCAUCCUAAACCACCUCAUCUGGCCCUAUGGCACCGGUGAGGUCAUCGUCCAGAACUACAACAGCGUUCUGACCCUGUCCCAUCUGUACCGCUCAGCAGACGCCCUCCUGGUCCACCAGAACGACGUGAUCCACAAGAUCUGCGCCCAGCUGAUGAACAUCAGACACAUCUCCUUCAGGGACGUGAACCAGGUCAUUGCACACCAGCUGGGGAGCGUGUUCCAGCCCGCCCACAGCGCCCAGGGGGGCCCAGGCUACAGCAGGAACCCCCUAGGAGACUUGAUGGAGACCUUGGUCCCACACCCCGAAUUCAAGAUGUUGGGUCUCCGCAACAUCCCUCAGAUUGCUGAGAGCUCCCUCCCCUACAGCACCUUCAGCUGGCCUGGGCUCAUCAAACAUCUGAGGCAGAUGCUGAUUGCUAAUGCCCAGAUGGAGGAAGGUAUUGACUGGCAAGUCCGACCACCUCCUGCAGGCUCCUCCAGCCCCUCCAGCCACUCCACAAAGAGGCCACUGCACUUCAACACUUCCAUUGCCAACCUGGUUAUCCUGAGAGGAAAAGAUGUGCACAGUGUGGACUUGGGGAGUUUCCAAGAUCCCUCCCUGUACACAUCGUGGCUAAACCCUCGGGAUGCUUGGAAUGCCUGGAGAACACCGAGGGCAUUCAACAAGUAUGAAAAGUCUGCUUCCCUGGUCAGCAACAGCCAGUUCCUGCUCAGACCUCUGGACAGCCUUGUGGGAAAAGCUUGGAAUAUGUUUGCUUCCAAAAGAAACUGGAGCAGAGAUUGCACGAGCUGAGACAAAACAGCACAGGCACCUGCAGGAACAGAGGGGCAGCAGAGGAGACCCCUCCCUGGUGCUUCCAGCAGAUCCCAGACGGAUCAGGAACCUCUGGAAAAACAGCCAAGCCCCAGCAAUGGCCACUCUCCCUCCUGUCCCACUGAACAGGUAAAUGAGGUGUUUAAUGCCCUGAGAAACGAGAGGGCAAAGGGUUAUUGAUUGAGCAGCACAAUAACCCCUUUAUUGCAGGAAUAAGCUCUUAUCUCCGUGGAUUUAUCAUGGUGAGCAGGAAGCAAAGGCAGCAGGUGCUCAGUGCACCUCUGGGUGCUCACUUAUGGCUCAGGGCAUUUCCAGGUAAUUUAUCAGGUUAUUUGAGGUGGUUUUUUUUUGUUUUUGUUUAAGUUUGAUGUGGCAGAAUUUAUGCCACAACAAGAAACACAACACACACAACCAAGCCCAAAGCAAAAAUGAAGAUUUCCUUGUUUAACACAAGGAAAGAGAGAGGGAGGGAAGGUUCUGCAGCUCCCAGACACAGCCAGGCCAGCAGGGUCAUUACUGCUUAUCAAGGGUUGCUCUGGAAGGACGUGGUCACAGUCAGGAUUCAGGGAGAACACUCCUCAUUCCAUGUGGAAACAACGUUUUUUUUAAAGCAGCAACAAGGGAUCACAACCAGCAGCCAAAGUUUGACAACACAGGUUCCUCAAAACUGUUUUAAAUUAAGAAAAGAGUUGAAACCAAAAGUUAUAUGAACUGUUCUAAUCCCCUGCAUUGCUCUGCAAGAGGCUGACAGGAGCUGCUUUAGGCAUCUCUAGGCUCCUUCCUGUGAGUGUUCCCCACUGCUGACCUCAAUCCUGAGAUUCUCACAGCCUUUCCCAAGCCCAGCCUUCAGUUUUUGAUCUAUGACAGGAUUCCUCUGUUGUUUUGUUGUUUGGUUUUUUUUUCCCCAGGAUGUGGAGAGGGUCAAAGUGGCAGGAAGUGAAUAGCUGGUAUCAAAUAUUCAUAAUUUACACUUACACUGGAAGAUGGAGCAGUGCUUCUCUGUUUUAUUGAUCAGAUGAAUCCUGGGACAGGGCUUUUAUUCCCUCAGCAAUUAAAGUUAAUGAGGUGGAUCAAAGGUCAGCACGAGCCAGUGGCUCAGUGACAGGAACAACAGAAUCAGUGGCCUUGACCUUGCUGGUUUUCAGUCCCCCCAGGAUGUCCCUCAGGCUGGAACAAUGCCCCAAACCUCAGCAUUGUUGUUGGCAGGGACAGGUGCAGCUCACUGGGAAGUUGAUUCAAGGACUCCCAACUGCAGAAGGCAUUUCAUCAACAGGAGAACCUUUUAUUUGGCCACAAAAAAAAAACCCAAAAUAAAAAAACAACCAAGCAAAUCAAACUCACCAAAAAAAAUUCCAACCCAGAAACGAAACCCUGCAAUGACCUAAAAUACUUUAAACACAAAUAGUGGCAAGUGACAGUAGUUAAUGUAUUUAUAGGCACGAUUUCUUUGGAUAUAAGCAGAAUUGGUGCUUUUAAGGUCAGACUCACUGCCAGUACAGGAAGGAAAGAACUGGGGGGAAAUAUGUAAGGGAAAAAAAAAAAAAAUCUGUGGUUUCCACAGCAACCAGGAAUUUAUCAAUAUGAAAGCAGGAAGUUAUAUUCAAAUUAGCAGCUGAGACACUACUGAGGAAAAUUAAGGUACAAAAGGAUGAAUAAUUCACUUCCUCCUGCAUUUGCUAAGAAAUUUAGUCUGGAUAAAUACUAUGAAGUGAGAGACUAAACAUCCAAAAGGAAGCAGUGUCAGAUGAAGAAGGGUGAGUUUUGCUGGACACACUUCAGGAGCUGCCCAGGAGUCAUCAGGGAAGUGAUUCAUGGCUCCAAUUUAGCACAAAAAGCUUCCAAAAGGAACUGAGCUGCUGCCUUUCCUCCCCUGCUUCCAAGGGCAGCCCAGACACAGCUUCAAACACCCCAGCAGCGAAUUCCAGCUUCCUGCUCCUACCUCUGCUUCCUCCCCAGCUCUGCCCACGCUCCACUUGCACCAUAAAAUAGAAACCCACCAAAACCAGGGGGCCAAAAUCCCUGUUUUAAAUGUAAGAGUAGCAGGACUGUUAAAGGCAGGAAUUGCAACCAGCAGAUUAAUAUCCAAUUGGAUGUUUCUCCCAAGAGGAAAGCUUCCAGUCCCCUCCCUGCCAGCCCCUCACUCAGGGUUUCACCUUAUUUUCCUCUACAAAGAUCUACUCAGGCUUCUCCCCAGAGCCAGAGUAUUCUGAUAUAAAAGCAGAUCCAAACCUGGGGGGUGCUGGCAAAGGAGAGCUCGUCCUUGGGGUCCUCCAGCUGAACAAAACUUCACUCAGCAGGCCUGGACUUGUCCAAAAAUCCCUGGACCAAGGGCAGAGAGAGCUCCAGGAAGGACCAGGGGAGGAGACAUCAGGGACAGUUUUAGCCAAGGGCUCUCAGGCCCUUCCAAACAACGCUUAACCCCUUCCUUGUUCUCGGGAUUGGGAGGAUCUGUCACAGCUGGGAUCUCUUGCCAAAGGACAGGGGUUAUUUCACCCCUGUCAGCAGCACCUGCCUCCUCCUGGGCAGCCCUAGGGGUUCAGUUCCUGCCCAGUGGGUUUGCCACGUGGUGAUUAAAACAGGGCACGAGUGAUUAAAACAGGGCUGGGGAGAAAUGAAGGGAGGCAUCAGCACUAAACCCAGCAGAGAUCCUGCCUGGAGCGUUUCUUUGGCAUCCACCAGCCUGAGCCCCACUGAACACCAUCCCAAAAGUGCCUCCCUGGCUGCUCCCCACCCAGGCCCUGGCACAGCACCCAGGGGUGCUCGAGACUGGGUGUCCCAGGAGCUCAGCCAGGCUGAGGGCAGACCCACAAGUGCAGGGAUCUGAGAGAUGGAAUCUGCUGUUGUGAAAAUAUCCCAAAUAUUCCAGCUCCCCAGCAAACAGCUGCAGCAGGAGGCACGGAGGGCAGCCCAGGGAGGUUGUGUGGAAAUGGCAGCGUUUGCACAAUGCUGUAAAUCUAAAUGUGUGUUUUCUCUCCAGUUUCUUUUGGGGACAGGAAAAUGCUGAGCACACAAACCUGCUUUUUCAGUCACCAGAUGGAAAGGGCAGUGUCAGGAAAGCCACAGUCCCUCAAAAUUCCAUUUCUGCACCGAAGUGUGAGCCUUGAACAAGGUAUUUGUGUGUUUGAACCAGCAGCAGCUUCUGCAAGAGAAGUGCCAGGUUAUUUCCUGAGAGUGGAAGGAGAACAGAGGCACCACGAGGUCACCUCACGUGGGCAGGACAAGCUUUGGGAAGUGCGUGGCAUCUCCAGGGAAUUCCUUACAGGUGGGGCCAGGCAGAGCUGACACCUUCCCAUGGAAAGGCUUUGGAGCUGGGAAAUGCCCCAGAUCAGCCAGUCCCUGAGUGAGGGAGGAGGUGACACCCUCCUGACCCGGUGGAUUGUGCUGUAAAUCCCGAGGGUGGAGCACAGGGAGCCCUGCCCUGGCCGGGCCCUCCCCAGAGUGCCCGUGGAACAAUGCCCCGAGUGGCAGCUCCCAUCUCCAGCAGGAAACAGCACCAGCUUCCUUAGGGCCAGGGCCAGGGCAGCUCAGCCAGGCUCCCUGGAAAACCACGGGGCCAGGGAAUGGGGAGGAACUCCCCUGAGCCACGGGGGAUCUGCACACACCCUCAGUGAGCUCCAGAAAAGGUGCCCUGUGAUUUGGUGCUCGUGGAGCCAGUGCUCUUUGAAGCACUCCAUGGAUGAUAAUAAUAAUAAUAAUAAUAAUAAUAAUAAUAAUAAUAAUAAUAACAACCCCCCCUCAGCACAUGCUAAAGCAGACUAACCCCGAGCUUGGCCCUUCCACUUUGCACCUUUGUUUUACACCAGCAGCAGUGAAUGAGCUGAACCACCUCAACAUCCCCUUCCCUUGAAAUCCAGCACAGGGCAACAGUGAGAUUUUUUUUUUAACCAAAAUACCGUUUUUCUCUGAAUUCCUGACACACUGCUGGGCUCUUGCUGUUUGCCUGUACCUGGGAGGUGACAUAACACCAGAAAGUUUCUGCCUUUGAGCUCCUUCCUCUGCUGCCAAGUGCCCCGGGCUGUUCAGCCUCUCCCUCCACAGCCCUGCCAGGGCAUUGUUUGGCUGCCCCUCCUGAGAGCAGUGGAUGCAUCAGUAAGCAGGUGAAAUGGGGAUAGAAAGAAAUGCCAGCCUUUUGUGCCCUCAGUUAGACACCUGAAUUAGGGAAAUCACAGCAGGCUCAAAGGGUUUCUCGCUGUAAUCCCUCUAAAAAUGAGUUUGCUGGAGCACAGGCAAAUAUUUACCCUCGGUCUCUGAGGGCAUCAUUGGGUGUUCCAUGGGAAGGAAUUGCUUCACUCCCUGUUUCCUGAGGUUACAGGAACCCAGGAGGCUCCAGCACUGAUCCCUCACCUGCCCAGCUCCCCCCAGGGCCCACAGCCCAGCAGGAUUCCCUCCCUCCCACCCAGUUUUUAAACCGAAUUUUAAAGCUCAGAAGAGCCAUUUCAGUUGCCUUACCUGUAAUUAAUCCAGCCUUUUUAACUGCUGAUUACAAAGUAUGUUUUAACCCCGUGCUUCAAAGAACACCCCCAGCCCCCACUUCUCUUUCCACCUGCCAUCAGUUUGGCUCACUAAUAUUUAUAUUUGUGCUCGAUAAUCAGGGACACAUCCCCGGUGUUUGUGCCUGCAGUGACACCGGGAUGAAUCAAGCCCUGAAAGCCAAGGGCACAGCAGGGGAGGAUGUGGAGCAGCACUGAACCCCUGUCAGCUGUGAAUGACAAGUGUCUUUUAGCACAACAGGCAGCUGGGGGGGUCCAGAGGGAGCUGCUUGAGCAGGAACACAGCGGGACACUGGGAUGGAGGGAAGGAGCUGCAGAGCCAGGGAAAGCACGAGCUUUCCUGACUGUUUUCCAGCCUGGAUCUGGAGGGUUUGACCUGCCACGGGCUCUUGGCUCGGCUGGCACAGCCACCCUGACCUGAGCUGUGCUGCCACCAACAACCCCCACUGUGGGGCAGGGCAGCUCUGCCACCUCCCACCAUCCCAGGGAACAGCCAGGGCAGGAACAACCCCCGGGGCAGGCAGGGAAAACAAGGAAAAUGAAGGGGAGGAGGAGUUCCAGCCCUACCUGCCCUCAGCUCUGAUGUGCUGCUUCCAAUUCUCCUCUCACGAAGAGAUUCAGCCUCGUCCCACAGAGGAUGAGACAAAAAAAAAAAAAGUCUCUAUCACAGCCAAGUCAUCUUUGAGGUUUAACUGCCCCUCAGUUGCCGUUACCUCCGUGUGAUUUUCAGUAACUCCCAGGAAAUAAAAGCAAGAUGCUUUUUAGUCAGGGUCUGAACUGAGAGACAGCAGCUAAAAAUAGUGAGCUGUGCCCAGACUGUCCCUCCUGCAAGAGCUCUCCUUGGCUUUGUCCCUCACGCACCAGGAGGUGACUGCUCCCAGUGCCUGACUGAGGACAGGGGCAGUAACGGGAGCUGUGGAUUCAGGGAGCAAAAUCCACAAUUUCAGGGGAAAUGUUGAAGGCUCCAGGUCCCUGAAGCCACAAAAUGCAGAUGGAUCUUCUCCAUUCCAACGUCACAAGCGCUACCAACCCACUUUAACGCACAGAGUGGAAACAAUCCAGCUGAAAUCAACACCGGGAAACGUCAUUUCUUUGUUUAUUUAAGCAAACAGAAAACUAUCCAUUGAAAAUCUCAGUAGGGUUACUUUCAUUUCUAUGAUUUUUUUUUUUUUUAAACCUUUUACCAAGUAUCAUCAUCUCCCAGGUAGGAGCAGGUAGAACCAGCAGUUCCUUCUUGAAAUGGGGUUAGAAAGCUUCAAGAUACCAGCAGAGCUUAUUGGAAUGGACACAUGGAACACAAGCUGAGGAACAACAGACACAGAGAUAUUUCACACCACGUGGAUGUAAACAGACUGCACUAAAAGUGGGAGAAAGCUCCCUUUUCCCAGGGGUUUUCCAGCAGGCAAGAGGCAGAAUUUUAAGGAGACCUCUAAAGGAGCAUUUUUUUUUGGCUCAGGCUCUGGCAGGAGGGUUUUUUUCUCUGUUAGUUGACACCACCAGAACUGAGAGAGGUGAAUAAAUAAAUACCCGUGUCCCUCAGGGGAAUCUGAGGACAAAAAAGCUGCCACCAGGACUUGGGGGGAGCAGCCAGGGCUGUCACUGCUCCAGUGUCCUGGGGGAACAGAACACAGCUCUGGGCUGAGAUCUCCUCCAAGUGCAACCCUGAAGCUUCCACAGAUUGACAAAAGUGAGGUGCCAAGCACAGCUGUGAUUUUUGGAACUUGCAUUAUGUUAGAAGACCUUUGUGAUUUAUUUUCAAAGGCCUUAUUAAGGCCAAAAAGUGAAAAAAGAAAAAAAAAAAGUGGAAAAUUUAAGCAAAGGUGUUCCCCUUUAAAAAUCAGCGGGGACACGAAUGGUCUUGGUGCCUUUGACCACCUCACCCCAGAGCUUUAGGUCUUUAAAUUCCCUCUGCUCAGAGCUGUGCCAGAGCAGCCCAUCUGCACAGCCUGCCCACCCCCCAGGGCAGGGCUGGCUGCAGACACAACUUCAGCCACUCCAAACCUCCCACACAGCAGGGGGGACACACUGGAGGAUGUGGGGAUGCAGAACCGGUGGCUCCUCGGAGCGAAAGCAAACACAGGGCCGUGCUGAUGCUCAAUGGGACAGCUGCAGAUGGAUGAGGGGACGCUCAGAUGAGAGAUACCAAAAUGUCAGACAGCCUACCGACUGUUGUUGCCAUGAGAUCCAACAGUCAACAUCAGUCUGAUAAGCUAUCCGACAGGAUGGUGGGGAUGGACACGCUGGAGCACCACGGCAGCCCCCAAAAACACAGCCCAGCUCACCCCAAAGCUGCCCCAGCAGGCAGGGGCUGACCUGCUCUGGGUACCUCCUGCAACACUCACUGAGAGCAAACUCGGCUUUACUUACCCCCAGGACAGGAACCAAACCAACAGCUGACAAACAUUUACAGGUGGAAGUGCCCAGGAGGGAAAGGAGCCAUUUCAAUGUUAGUCCAUUAGAGCUGACACACACACUGGUUCAGAACAAGGUUUAGAAGAUAUCUGACUUAAAGAGCAGAAGGUUAAGGUUCUCUAAAGUUCUGUUCUGGACAUCAAAUCUAUUUUCAGAUGGAAUAUUAAAUCUUCCCCCUCUCCUCUUCCCCACUGCCCACAGUUCUGGGCUCAGGGGCCAACACCUGAGCAGAAUAAAUACUGUUCAACCUGCCUGUUUGAACUGUGCUUCGAGCUAGGGAUGUCCUUCCUGCUGCCUUUGCUGAGUAAGAAGCUCUUAAGAAAAAAAGAAAAAUAAAAAAAGAACAACAAGGGAAAAAAAAGCCCAAAGGUGUCAGCACCAUCAGUGCAGGAAGGGUGAGUGAACG